This is a messenger RNA of Cherax quadricarinatus, 1264 nucleotides long. The record is from RefSeq and is a predicted model, not a curated record. Lineage: Eukaryota; Metazoa; Arthropoda; Malacostraca; Decapoda; Parastacidae.
UGCAUUACGAGUGCAAAAGACAGUGAUGAGAAGAGCUCACGAAGGCUAUGAAGCUCGCUUGCUAACCCAAAACGGAGUCCUCUUUACCAAACCCAAAAAAGUGUAUUGCUAUGUCACACCAAAACAGCUUAUUAUCAAAGAAUUUCUUCUGCGACUUAUUCCAAAACGAGUUGUAACAUUUCGCUUGUGCCCUUCGACAAAGUUUCAUUUCACUGGUACCAACAACCAAAGCGGACUUCCAACAAUGAGUAUUGAUGAUGGUUGUCAACCUCUGGUGUCUCUUGCUGGUAAAGACAGAAAUGUAAUAGCUGCAACAUUUACUCAGUUUAUGCUUAAAAAUAUUGGUGGUUCAGAAACCUUUAAAGAUAAGCAGGAUCACUUUUACCAUGAGGUGCGAAAGUUUCACAGCAAACGCAUGCACGAUAGAAUACAGAUAACUGUGACAAGAGAACGACUGUUAGAAACAUCUAUGAAAGCUACCAACUUUACAGUUGCAGACUGGUGUAAAAACUUUGAAAUAACCUUCCAAGGCGAAGAAGGAUUAGACUGGGGAGGAGUGAGACGUGAAUGGUUUGAACUAAUAUGUGCCCAGUUAUUUGAUAACGACAAAGGACUUUUUGCUAGUUUACACGAAGGAAGACAAGCCUUAGUACAUCCUGAUCCAUACAGGCCAUCACAUAUGAAGCUUAAACACUAUGAGUUUGCUGGAAGAGUUGUGGGAAAAUGUUUAUACGAAUCUGCUCUUGGAAGUGGAUACAGACAAACAGUAAGAGCAAGGUUUACUCGAUCAUUUUUGGCACAGCUAAUAGGCCUUCGUGUACAUUAUAAGCACUUUGCUCAGGAUGAUCCAGAGUUGUAUAGUGGCAAGGUCAGACAUAUUUUGGAUUAUGGAUUGGAUAAACUAGAAGAUGAACUCUACUUCACCGAUGAGAUACUUCUUCCAUCUGGACAAGUUAAAGUGAUUGAAUUAGAGCCUGGAGGAGCUCGAUUAGUGACCAAUAAUAAUAAACUGCAAUACUUGGAUGCUCUUGCCCAGUACCGACUCUCUGUGCGGGUACGACAUGAAGUAGACGCUUUCUUAUCGGGACUCAAUGAAAUCAUCCCAGAUAACCUCCUCUGUAUCUUUGAUGAAAAUGAGCUAGAGCUUUUAAUGUGUGGGAUUGAAGAGUACAGUAUUGCUGACUUCAAAGCUAAUCAUGUGGUUAAUGGUUCAUCUCCUGAGUUCCGAAGAGUUCUCUAUUGGUUCUGGACAGCUUUUUUCUAA